Prorocentrum cordatum is the source of this 444-nucleotide messenger RNA. The record is from the annotation of a GenBank genome assembly. Lineage: Eukaryota; Dinophyceae; Prorocentrales; Prorocentraceae.
AUGGACCUCAAGAACCUCCCGGAGGUCGGCCGCGCCCCGGACUUUGCCGUGGACCCCACGCUGCAGCAGCUCCUGUCCAAGGGCCUCAUGUCGCUCUGCCAGGUGCAGCCGAAGGGCCUCGCGGCCGUGAAGUGGCUCAGCAGGUGGCUGGACGAGAACAACCCCAACAAGCUGGCGGCCGAGGCGGACGCUCCGAAGUUUGCGCCCCCCCAGCGGACCAGGCAGUUCGCGGAGUACGGCGUCAACGACGAGGGCAUGCCCUUCGCCGUGGAGCUGCCGCCUGCCGCGCUCCCCAAGCCGGUCGUGGAGGUGGACGUGUCCGGGGAGGCCCCGACGUACCGCAACACCGCGCUGGUGAACCCCUUCGUGGUCUUCGUCCUCGGGGGGCCGGGCAGCGGAGAAAGGGCACGCAGUGCGCGAAGCUGCGCGACGAGUUCAGCCUGA